AUGGCUCGGUCUAUUCCGUGCUCGUUAAUCGGGUCGCUAGACGGCCAUGCACGCGUCGCAGCAUCGAGAACCAGCACGCCGCCUGAGUGCGCCCCAGCGCGUUCCCGCCACGUGCUUUCUCUUCCUUCACUAACCACACACGCGGCGGCCUCGGCUUCUCAGGCUCUUCGAUGCGCUUCACCUCCGCCGCAGCGCCUUUCCGUUCCGCCUUGCUGCGCGCAACUCUCCGCCAUGGCGGCGAUGCGCGCACAGCCUAACCGCGAGAACUAUCACCGCGCAGACGCGGCGCAGUCCCGGUGCUUCGAGGCGGCGAGCGUCGGAAGCACGACGAGAGAUAUCCGUUCCUUGCAAACGCAUUUGCGUUUGCAUGCGCAGCCCUCCCGGCAUCGCGCGCGGUGCGCUGCCAUUCCGCCAGACGCUGCCGCCGCCCUUGCAGAACAAAUCGCCUCCGCCGCUCAUGUUGCCGACGCAGCUGCUAGCCUAGCAGACUCGUCCCCCGCCGCUACCGCUGCUGCUGCUGCUGCGUCGGGUGACCUGGGGGUGUCUGGAGGCGGAGGACGGUCGGAGCUGAUCCCCCUCUUCCCCGUCUUCCCCCUCUUCAACCUCUUCCCCCUCUUCCCCCUCUUCCCCCCUAUCCACCCCAUCCUCCUCAUUGUCAUCCCCCACCCACUGUACCAUCCCUGUCCGUGCCUUCCCCUCUGUCGUCCCUGCACCAAUCACCACGUGCCAGCUGGCGUGAUCCCGUUCAUCGUGGCGUCCAUUGAGUUCGGCAAGCGCAUUGUGAGUCACCUUCCCCCCUGUGUGUCGCCCUGUGUGUCUCCCUGUGUGUCGCCCUGUGUGUCACCCUGUCUCAUCACCUGCUUGCGGCGCAGCGGCGCUGUGAGGCGUGUCGGGGGUCGGGGCUGCAGCUCGUGGGGCGCUUCUACCGCCGCUGCUCCGCCUGCGGUCAGUGUGAAGGGGAGUGUGAAGGGGAGUGUGAAGGGGCGUGGCACGUGUGGGUGGGUGUGGCAUGCAUGUGUGUAA
This is a messenger RNA of Closterium sp. NIES-65, 1023 nucleotides long. Lineage: Eukaryota; Viridiplantae; Streptophyta; Zygnematophyceae; Desmidiales; Closteriaceae. The record is from the annotation of a GenBank genome assembly.